This is a messenger RNA of Podarcis muralis (Common wall lizard), 1575 nucleotides long. NCBI's taxonomy places the organism in Eukaryota, Metazoa, Chordata, Lepidosauria, Squamata, Lacertidae. The record is from RefSeq and is a predicted model, not a curated record.
GAGAGGUCCCACUUGGCACCCAGGCAACUUCCUCCAGAAAGUCCUGAAUAGCAUGGAGUAUAUGGGGGCCCAUUUAGCCUUUAAAUCACGCUGGCACAAGACAGAUGAGGAACUCUGUCGACACAGCAUGUCCUUCAUCCUCCACAAGGCAAUUCGGAACGAUUUUUUCCAGAGUUACCUCUACCUUCUGGAGCGGCUGCCUCUGGUCAAACUUUAUGCUCUGACAAGCGAAGUCAUCAACGGUGAGAUGCAGUUUUACGCCAGAGCCAAACAUUUCUACAAAGAAGUGCCGGCGUCGGAAGAAGGCAUGAUGGGGGAUUUCAUCGAGUUGUCCAACACAGAUAUUGAGUCCUCCAGGGAAUUUCUUAAGAAUUUUGUAGGGGUGAGUUCCCAAGGGCCUGGCAAAGCGGGCACCGACUUCGCUCUUGACUGCGGCUCAGGCAUAGGGAGGGUGAGCAAACAUGUCCUCCUUCCCUUAUUCAAGCACGUGGAGCUGGUGGACAUGAUGGAUGUUUUCCUGACAGAAGCUCAGAACUACUUGCAGGGCCAGGGAGAAAAAGUCGACAUGUACUAUUGCUGCAGCCUCCAGGAAUUCACGCCAACGCCUAGGAAAUACGACGUCAUCUGGAUCCAGUGGGUUUCAGGAAACCUGACAGAUAAGGAUUUACUGGGGUUUUUCAUUCGCUGCCAGGAUGGUUUGAAGGAGAACGGCAUUAUUAUUCUGAAGGACAACGUGGCACGGGAGGGCUGUGUCCUCGAUCCGUUGGACAGCAGUGUCAUUCGAGAUCUGAACAUCCUCAGUAGUCUUAUUGAAAAGAGCGGCCUCUCCAUCGUGAGACGGGAAAAGCAAGAGGGCUUUCCUGAGCAGUGCGUACCAGUCUGGAUGAUAGCCAUGCAGAAGAAUCCUAUCCAUAUGAGAAAUGGGAUGUUGUAAGGGCCGUUGACAUAGGGCUGGAAUUCAGGGCAACAAAGGGGGGGAAUUGAAGUAGUGUUUCCAGGCUGGAUUUCUCGUUGUAAAACAGCAGCGGCACUCCCAUGUUUUUCCUCUUCCAUUUCCAUGGUUUUCAGAGCUCAGAAGAAUGGUGGUCAUUCUUUCUAAUGCAAUGAGUGUAGAGGACCCAUCAAACAGCUGUCCUAUGCAGUCUGAUAAUGGCUGGAACAGCAUCUACUCUAGCCAUUUCCUUCUCUGCCAUUUGCCUCUCUUCUCUUGGAAUAAACUCUUAUCACCUUAACCCUUCUCUUUCUAAACAGCAUUGCCAACACCCCAUUUAGGUGUGUACAGCAACAUGGAAAAGUGACUUGAAGCAUGGCAGGGGAAACAAUCUCGCUGAGUUUUAAGCUGCUGGUGUGUACAUGUGAUUGUGAUUGGAAGUGUACAGAUCAUGUUUCCUGAAAUAUCUCAUUAUGGCUAGAAGGGCCAAGGCAGAGUUACAUGGAGCUUUGUGAUGACUUCCUUUUGGGUUUUCGUUUGGGUUUUAAUCUCAACCAGCUUGGGCAGUCUUCACGUCUGAGCAGAAGAAGGAGAGGUUACUUAAUAAGUUACUUAAUCUGUUCCCCUUUGGUUGUUUUCAGCUC